AGGUAUCUUUGGUGUGAUGGUGAAUUCGAUGGUUUAGUGUGCUUAAAGUUACGGCAUAACAGACAACCAUUCAGUGGUGAAAGUGCGGCUGACAUUAUAGUGUUUCAAUUUCUUUAUGCCGCUUGUUCAGCGUCACUUAUCUAAAAUCAGUACCGGAGCUUUCAUGUAACAUUGACCGGCAGGGAGGAAGGAAAAUGGAAGGUAAUAGAGAUGAAGCAGAACGAUGUAUCGCGAUUGCCCGUAAGGCACUAGGAGCUGGAGACCGAGAAAAGGCCAUCAGAUUCCUCCAGAAAGCAGAGAAACUGUUCCCAUUAGAAAAGGCUAAAGUUCUUCUGAAUGUACUCACAAAGAAUGGAAGCACAGCAAGUAAAGGACCAAAUGUUCGAACAGCCAACAGUAGUGAGGAAAGCAGUCCCAAAGAUACAAAGAGCAGUGAUAAGUCUGCAGCUGAAGAGAGGACAAAGGACUAUACUGCAGAGGAUCUAGAAGGAGUGAAUAGGGUAAAGAAAUGCAAAGAUUAUUAUGAAGUGCUGGGAGUCAGUAAAAAUGCUACUGAAGAAGAUCUAAAGAAGGCUUACCGAAAACUGGCCCUGAAGUUUCACCCAGAUAAAAACUGCGCUCCUGGAGCAACUGAGGCAUUUAAAAAAAUUGGUAAUGCGUAUGCAGUCCUCAGCAACCCAGAUAAACGAAAACAAUAUGACUUAUCUGGAGGAGAUGAAGCAUCUUUUAGGCAACAGCGAGAUGGAUUUAGUACACGUAGAGACUUUGAAGCAGACAUUACUCCAGAGGAUCUUUUCAACAUGUUUUUUGGUGGUGUCUUUCCUACAGGUAACUUGCAUACCUUUUCUAAUGGGGCCCGGUACAGUUAUCAGCAGCAUCAUCAUCGUACCGCACAUGAACAGCAAGAGGAGAGAGCUGAUGGCAGAUUUUCUACGUUUCUUCAACUUAUGCCAGUUGUAGUCCUGAUUGUGGUUUCUGUCUUAGGCCAGCUGAUGGUCUCUCAUCCUCCAUACAGUCUCUAUUCCAGACCGGAUUUAGGUCAUACUAUCAGAAGACAUACUGAAAAUUUGAAGUUACCAUAUUACGUGAACAGGGAAUUCAAAACAGAGUACAGAGGAGUACCACUUCAAAAAAUAGAAAAGAAUGUUGAAGAGGAUUAUGUGACAAAUAUUCGAAAUAACUGUUGGAGAGAGAGGCAGCAAAGAACUGAUUUGUUAUAUGCUGCAAAGGUUUAUCGAGAUGAACGUCUCCGAAAGAAAGCAGAACAAAUGAACAUGGACAAUUGCAGAGAACUGGAAAGACUUAACAAUCUGUAUCGAGGAGGGUGAAACAUCUUUAGUUGCCUCAUAUGCUUUGUGCUGGACAGUUUAGUUUUGAUAUUAAUCCCAAAUUAAGAGGGACAGAGAAAAGCCUUACUGUGAACAUUCUUCUGUAUUUCAGCUGUCUUCAGAAAUGCCUUCUCAUAUGUGCACCAUAUUCUACAGCUGUUGGAAAGCAGCAGUGAAAUAUGUUCAGGUGGCAAAAUCCCUAGGACUCGAAAGUAUGGGCAGUUUCCAUCAUUCUGCUGGAAGCAGAACCUUCCGUAUAAGAUGCCUCUUUCUCCAUGUUGUUUUUCUGUCUUCAAUUUGUAAAUGUUAUAAGUCGGGAACUGCGUUUACAAGGACUCCAUAGGAAAAUAGAUUGGGCAUGAUUGAGCUGUAUGUAGUACUUGAUUUUGUGGAAAGCCAUACCAAGGUCAUAAGGUUCCCCUUAACACAAACGUGUUUUUACAUAUGCUCCACUUCUAGCUCACUGAAUGUUAAAUCAGGAACCAUGCUUCCGUGGCAGUAUUUGUUUUAUUUAACAUUUGUUAACUGGGAAAGUCCGACUUGAAACGAGCCAAUUUUCAGUGGAGGCCCGGGGAGAAACACUCCAGA
Protopterus annectens (West African lungfish) is the source of this 1916-nucleotide messenger RNA. RefSeq names its product DnaJ heat shock protein family (Hsp40) member B14 (gene DNAJB14). The record is from RefSeq and is a predicted model, not a curated record. The transcript is spliced from 8 exons. The coding region runs from base 195 to 1328 and encodes 377 amino acids. Gene Ontology annotation, cellular component: endoplasmic reticulum membrane. Gene Ontology annotation, molecular function: Hsp70 protein binding. Lineage: Eukaryota; Metazoa; Chordata; Ceratodontiformes; Protopteridae. Gene Ontology annotation, biological process: cellular response to misfolded protein.